This is a messenger RNA of Austrofundulus limnaeus, 1362 nucleotides long. RefSeq names its product UDP glucuronosyltransferase 5 family, polypeptide D1 (gene ugt5d1). Gene Ontology annotation, molecular function: UDP-glycosyltransferase activity. The record is from RefSeq and is a predicted model, not a curated record. NCBI's taxonomy places the organism in Eukaryota, Metazoa, Chordata, Actinopteri, Cyprinodontiformes, Rivulidae.
CUUCAUAUAUUGACCAAGCAUGUCCAUUUCUGUCCUUUACAGUUUAGGAGCCAUGCUUUUGCAUCAUGUUUGCAAGAUUUUCAUGAGCUUCAGUAUAUGUGUGAUUUUCCUCACACCACAAUGCAAUGGGGGCAACAUUCUGGUGUUCCCUGUAGAUGGCAGCCACUGGAUCAAUAUGAAAGUUAUUUUGGAAGAACUUCAUGCCAGAGGACACAACAUCACUGUGAUCAGGCCUUCCACCAGCUGGUACAUCACAGAAAACUCUCCUCUCUACUCAACAAUCACAAUUAAAUUCCCGGAAGAUUCAUUGGACUUUUUUGAUGAGUUCAUACAGGAGCAACUUACGGCUCAAAGAGAAGGUGCUUCACUGCUGACUUUGUUCAAGACCACCAAAAGCUAUUUUUCUAUGAUUACUCGAGGACAUGAAAUUUAUUGUAAUGGUUUGGCUGAAGUUUUCGAUAAUCCAAMAAUGGUCCAAAUGUUAAAAGACUCAUCAUUUGAUCUUGUUCUUUCUGAUCCAGGAAUAGGAACAGGGGUYGUGUUAGCCAAAUAUCUCAAAUUACCAUCAGUCCUCAAUGUGCGCUGGAUCACCAGUGGAGAGGGCCACUUUGUGAUGGCCCCCUCCCCAUUCUCCUACAUUCCAGUUCCGGGAUCUGGUUUUACUGACAAAAUGACUUUCAUCCAGAGGGUCAAAAACUGGUUCUUCCACAGCAUCAUUUGGUAUCAGGAGAAAUUCUUAAUGGGACCUAUUUACAAUGCUAUGUGUGAUAAGUAUAUAGAAGGAGGAUGUGAUAUUGUCUCACUGCUUCAGGAUGCAGAUAUCUGGCUGUUCAGGUCUGAUUUUGUGUUUGAUUUCCCUCGACCAACAAUGCCAAAUAUAGUUUACAUUGGAGGAUUCCAGUGCAAACCAGCCCAGCCUCUACCAGCAGACCUGGAGGAGUUUGUUCAGAGUGCUGGAGAGCAUGGAGUGAUCGUCAUGACUUUGGGAACUUUUAUCCAUGCGUUGCCAAAAAAAGUUGCAGAGGACAUUGCCAGCGUCUUUGCCAAACUGCCCCAAAAGGUGAUAUGGAGACACAAAGGGGAGCAUCCCUCUACCCUGGGCAACAACACUCUAAUGAUGGACUGGAUGCCACAAAAAGACCUCCUGGGUCACCCACAAGUCAAACUCUUCAUAGCUCAUGGAGGAACUAAUGGAGUCCAGGAGGCCAUUUACCAUGGAGUCCCAGUUCUUGGUAUUCCUCUGAUCUUUGACCAGUUUGACAACCUUCUACGUCUGCAGGAAAGAGGAGCUGCAAAAAUCCUUCAGUUAGCUGAAAUCAAUGGCCACACAUUUGAAUCAAGUGUUAAAGAAGUGCUUUAUAA